CUGAUAUGAAGCCCAAACGAAUUAAGGUCCGUAGCAUACGAAACCCUAAGAAUUCUGACGACACUAUAUAUUCAUCGCAUCAUGAAAGUCCAUCACUUAAUCCAACCCCAAAAACCCUAGGUAGAGAGCUCUUCCUCCCUUUCUCACAGCAAUGGCCGCCGCAGCACGCCCUCUCGUCACCGUGCAGGCCCUCGACGGUGACAUGGCAACCGAUGCCUCCGCCACCGUUCCCAUCCCUGACGUCAUGAAGGCCUCUAUCCGCCCCGACAUCGUCAAUUUCGUACACUCGAACAUCUCCAAGAACAGCCGCCAGCCAUACGCCGUCAGUCGUCGCGCUGGUCACCAGACCUCCGCCGAAUCCUGGGGUACCGGCCGAGCCGUCUCCCGUAUCCCCCGUGUUCCCGGCGGCGGAACCCACCGCGCCGGCCAAGGAGCCUUUGGAAACAUGUGCCGCGGCGGACGCAUGUUCGCCCCGACCAAGAUCUGGCGCCGCUGGCACAGGAAGAUCAACGUGAACCAGAAGCGCUACGCCGUCGUCUCCGCCAUUGCUGCCUCCGCCAUUCCUUCCCUCGUCCUCGCCCGCGGCCACCGCAUCGAGUCUGUCCCGGAGCUCCCCCUUGUCGUCAGCGACUCCGCCGAAGGAGUCGAGAAGACAAAAGAAGCGAUCAAAGUCCUCAAGCAGAUCGGAGCAUUCCCGGACGCCGAAAAGGCUAAAGACAGCCGCAGCAUUCGUCCCGGCAAGGGAAAAAUGCGUAACCGCCGCUACAUCUCUCGCCGGGGACCACUUGUGGUGUACGGAACGGAAGGUGCGAAGGCCGUUAAGGCCUUCCGUAACGUCCCCGGCGUCGAGGUCGCCAACGUCGAGAGGCUGAACCUUCUGAAGCUGGCCCCCGGUGGGCACCUCGGGAGGUUUGUAAUUUGGACCAAGAGCGCUUUCGAGAAGUUGGAUUCAAUUUACGGGUCUUUUGAUAAGCCCUCUGAGAAGAAGAAGGGAUACCUGCUUCCCAGGUCCAAGAUGGUGAAUUCGGACCUCUCCAGGAUUAUUAAUUCUGAUGAGGUGCAAUCUGUUGUGAGGCCCAUUAAGAAGGAUGUGAAGAGGGCCACUCUCAAGAAGAACCCUCUUAAGAAUCUCAACUCGAUGCUGAAGCUGAAUCCUUAUGCCAAGACUGCUAAGAGGAUGGCCCUUCUCGCUGAGGCACAGCGGGUUAAGGUCAAGAAGGAGAAGCUCGACAAGAAGAGGAAGACUGUCUCUAAGGAGGAAGCUUCUGCCAUCAAGGCUGCUGGGAAAGCAUGGUAUCACACUAUGGUGUCAGAUUCUGAUUAUACAGAAUUCGACAACUUUUCUAAGUGGUUGGGUGUUUCACAGUAAACUUCAUGAUUUAUUUUUUCGUAUUAGAAUUUUGUUUUUUAUGCUCAUCAGAACUAAAUAUCCUUAUCUUUGGUUUUUUUGUUUUGCGGGUUAAGGUUGUCAUCAUAAUUAUGCAGACAAUGUGGAAAUUUUGUUUGUUGGAUUUUAGUGCAAAUUCUGGUUCUUAUAUUAAAAACAGCAUCUCUUUUAUUA
Messenger RNA from Glycine soja, 1561 nucleotides. Its product is annotated as 60S ribosomal protein L4. The record is from RefSeq and is a predicted model, not a curated record. The transcript is spliced from 2 exons. Gene Ontology annotation, biological process: translation. Gene Ontology annotation, cellular component: ribosome; cytosolic large ribosomal subunit. NCBI's taxonomy places the organism in Eukaryota, Viridiplantae, Streptophyta, Magnoliopsida, Fabales, Fabaceae. Bases 152 to 1369 code for a protein of 405 amino acids. Gene Ontology annotation, molecular function: RNA binding; structural constituent of ribosome.